Messenger RNA from Onychostoma macrolepis, 1741 nucleotides. RefSeq lists its product as uncharacterized. The record is from RefSeq and is a predicted model, not a curated record. Gene Ontology annotation, molecular function: histone deacetylase binding; histone binding. Gene Ontology annotation, cellular component: nucleus. NCBI's taxonomy places the organism in Eukaryota, Metazoa, Chordata, Actinopteri, Cypriniformes, Cyprinidae. The transcript has 13 exons. The coding region runs from base 234 to 1523 and encodes 429 amino acids.
AGUUUGAUUUAGUUCGAUUUGUGAACCGGUGUCAUGACAAAUCGAGUUCCCCCGGCUCUCCCGGUUACUUCCUGAGAACCGGCUCAAAAGAACGAAUCGUUCAAGAACCGAACGUCACUAAAUGACCCGCCUUUCUACGCAAUAAAAUGAAAACGAAACUUAAUGCCACUGAAAAAAAAAACAUUGCAAUGAAAACGUGAAUCGUCGUUGAAUGUCAUCAAGCAGAGCUCAAUAUGGGAUCGGAUCCAUUUCAAUUUCAGAAUAAAAUUAUUUGUGCACUUUGCGAGAAAUCAGACGAAACUGAAAUCACGGGGCCUCUCUCUUCGAAAGGCAACAUCUCCGCACAUCAAAACUGUUUGUUGUUUGCAUCAGGGAUCUACUGCAAGAAUUCGCCCACCUACGACGACCUGUUUGGUUUUGAUGUAGAUGAUGUAAAGAAAGAGCUGAAGAGAGGAAAAAGACUACUUUGCCACCACUGUAAACAAAAUGGUGCAACAGCAGGAUGUGAUGUAAAACGUUGUAAGCGAUCGUACCAUUAUCCCUGUGCCAUAGAGGAUCGUGGCAGAGCCCUUGAAGACAGUACUAAAGGCAGUUAUAAAGUGUUCUGUGAAUUACAUGAUCCAGAAUCCAAAAAAAUAAAUGAUGAAAUUGAAUCUAUGUAUGCUCCAGUACAGUCAGAUAUAGAGGACUGUACACCUCCAAAUCAGAACAAUUGGUCCACUCCUGUGCCUAAAAAAACAAGGCUGUGUAAAAAACUCAAUCCAUCAACCACAGAAGCUGACGAUGACACCGACAUUGAUUCAGAAGAGUCUCAGAGUUUGUUACCAUCAAAACCGUACUGUAUCACUAUUCCCUGUAGCGUUAUUUUGGACUCUGGACCCUCAGCAGAAUCAGAGCACAGUCUAGAACCUUCUUCACCUGUCGGUGCAGCCCCAGCGGCUGUGUCUACCUCAUCUGGGUCUGUCACUGCCCCUGAACAUAAGGAAACGCCAUCCACAAACAGAACUUCUCCAUCGCCCACAGCUCCAAGUACUGAGCCUGUCUCACCAGGUCAGGCUGGGUCACCUCAGCAUUCAAGCCCCACUGUAGACGUUCCAGAACUGCUAAUAUCCUCAGUACAAACAAUCUCAGCAUCUCGCUUCAAAUCUGAGCAGCUACCAGUAACUCCUCCGGCGGGGGUUUCUUCAUCACCUGGUCGUCCCACUGCAGCAGAUGCUUCUGGUGUGGGUACCACAGUGAGUUCCAAGUCCAGUGCCACCAUAUUUUGGACCAGAUGUAAUGAGGCCGGGUGGACUAAAGAAAUCUUCUCAGAGCUUGUGUCUCAGCUGAGCAGUCUAGGAGAAAGAGUGCAGUCACAGAAAGCCAGCCACCAAGACUAUGAUGUUGCUCUCAAAGUAUUGGGGGCAUCUGGACGGCUGCCUUGCAUUAUUACUCAGCUGCAACAAGACCUGGAGAAACAGGAACAGGAUUUGCAGAAGAAAAAAGCAGCGCUGAGGGAUGCCAAAGCUGUACUAGAUGUUUAAUAUUAACAAUCUAACAGAAUUUAUAUGUUUUAUUAUUUUUAGCAAUGAUUCUUUUUUUAAACGUUUAUUUUUUUUAAGUCCAGAACAUUUCUGCAGUUUGCAUAUGUUUUUUUAAUGGAGGUUUACAGUAUGUCGGUGACAGAAAUAUCAUGAAAUAUGUCUGCAUAUGCCAUUUUGAUAUGAUCAUUCUUCUGUUCUCAGUUUCUAAAUAAAACGGU